Fraxinus pennsylvanica is the source of this 1806-nucleotide messenger RNA. NCBI's taxonomy places the organism in Eukaryota, Viridiplantae, Streptophyta, Magnoliopsida, Lamiales, Oleaceae. The record is from the annotation of a GenBank genome assembly.
AUGGCCACCAAAUCUGUCCUCCGCCCUCACUCUCUUCCCAGCGCCUUCGUUUCUCGCCGCGGCCUCUUCCCCAAAUCCGUCCUCUCCACCACCAUCUCCUCUGCCGCGGUCGGAAACCUGUCAUUUUCAACCAUCGCGUAUGGCCCCUCCCUCAAUAAAGGCCACUCACCCAAUAUCCUCAAACUGCGGAACCCGUCCUCACUCGAAGACACCAGUACUAACAGCAAUUUGGUGCAACUAGACGUGGACGCAUUCAAUCGGGUGUUUGACAUUUCUGCCCUCCGUGUCCCCUCUGACCUCUGCUUUAAUCUCGAAAGCCGUCUCCGUGGUCACCUCCUCAACUGGCCUCGCAUUAAGAACGUUGCCAGAGUCCCUGGCGAUGAAAUUGAUGAUCAAUUCAAAACCCUCUUUCCUAAAUCCGACGAUUACGAGGAAAGUGAUGCCUUAGUAACAUUGAAUAGGAGGAUUUAUGGGAAAGCCGAGGGGGAUGGGGAGCUGCAUACCCCGGUUUUGUACCGGGAUAAGCUUGCCAGGACGUUUAAUUCAAGAGGGUAUGUGAACUUUAGGAAUUUGGCAAAAAUUUCUAGGCCCAAAAAGAAGAAAAAAAAGGAUGGAGUGGAUAGUGAUAAUGGUCAUACAAGAGAGAAAAUAGUGGUUGGGAGGAAUGAAAUGGCACUGCUGGAGGUGGUUACAGAGGAAGAUGCCAGUGAAGGGGAGGAUAUGAGUAGUUUGUUAGGGAAGGAAUUUGCCAAAAAAUGGAGGGGGCCGACAAGGUUGCUGCUUUUGGAUGAGCGGUACUCGAAUAUCAGGACUAGGGAAUUGCCUGAGAGUAUAAAGGCAGUUUUGGAAGAACACAGAGGGCAAAGUACCUUGUCAGCGUUUGAGCUUGUAAAAUGCAAGCUGACUUUGUUUUAUAAUUACUGGCAACAGAAUGAGAUCUUAGAGGUUUUGCUUCCAAAAGGUAUGAUUAUUCCUUCAGCUUUCGAAACUGUUGGGCAUAUUGCGCAUCUGAAUCUGAGAGAUGAGCAUCUUCCAUAUAAAAAGCUUAUUGCAAAGGUAGUUUUAGACAAGAAUGAGCCAAAGAUACAAACAGUUGUCAAUAAAAUUGAUGCUAUUCAUAAUGACUACAGAACCAUGCAGCUUGAAGUUUUAGCAGGAAAUCGUUCUCUUGUUACAACAAUAGUGGAAAAUGGGUUGCGUUUCCAAGUAGAUUUAGCAGCAGUAUACUGGAAUUCAAGGCUGGCAACUGAAAGACAGAGGCUUCUGAGUUGCUUCACACGUGAUGAUGUUGUGUGUGAUGUUUUCUCUGGUGUUGGUCCAAUAGCUAUAUCCGCAGCAAAGAAAGUGAAACAUGUAUAUGCUAAUGAUUUGAAUCCUAAUGCUGUUGAAUAUCUAGAAAGAAAUUGCGUGCUCAAUAAACUUGAGAGGAAGAUUGAGGUAUUCAACAUGGAUGGGAGAAGGUUUAUUGAAACAAUUUUUGCAAGUCAGAGAGCUAAAUCUAUUACGCAAGUAGUCAUGAAUUUGCCGAAUGACGCAGCUGAGUUUCUUGAUGCAUUCCGGGGAAUAUUCAAAAGAAACCACAUAGAUAAACAAAGGGCGUUGCCUAGGAUUUAUGUUUAUGGGUUCUCAAAAGCUCAGGAUCCAGAAUUUGACUUUCACGAGCGAAUUAGAAUUGCACUGUCGGAGGUUGCUUUUGAGGUAGAAAUGCGCAGGGUUCGACUUGUAGCUCCUGGAAAAUGGAUGUUGUGUGCAUCAUUUAUCCUGCCUGAGAGAGUGGCAUAUGCAAAAACAGGUUCAAUAUUGUAA